AUGGGUUCUAAAGGGAGGUUAAUUUUUGAUCUUAAUGAACCCCCUGCCGAGGAUGAUGAGGAAACUAGCAGCAUCCUCUUGCAACCAAAGAAGGCACUUCUUGCUACAACUCAACAGACUUCUGAUUUGUUACAUUCAUCGGUACGUGCAGAAGCAGUAAAGAAUAACCGUGCUUUCUCACAUGCAUCAUCUCUCUCAGGUUUUCAGUCAUUUACGCGCUCAAAGGUUACCCAUGACCCUGAGGUGGGUCUUGUACGGAAUAUAGGACAGGAUCAGAGUUCUAAGUUUGAGCAUGCACUGGAUUCAAGUAAUGGUUAUUACAAUAAAACAGAUCCUCAGUUAACUUCUGGUUAUACAGUUGUUAAACCAGCAGAGAGAGAAGAAGGUGAGUGGUCUGAUGCUGAGGGUUCUGCUGAUGAAUGUACAGGAAGUGGGAGCCUGCAAGCUCAUGAUCUGGUGAAAUCCAAACUAGUAGCAUGUACUGCUUCUGGCAAUGGUAAAAAUUCCAUUAUAGAUACAGCUAUUGAUGAAACAAAGUCAGAGAGCAGUGUUGAUCAUUCAUCCCUAGAGCUGAAUCAAGGUUUGUCUGAUCAGAAAGGUGGGAGUGCUCAAAAUUUAGACACCAGCAACAAUCUUGAUGUAACAGAUGGUCUAGAAGAUAGAGGGACAGUUCCAAAACAAGAGAAGCAAAGGGUCCUGAAGCGAGUCAUGCACUUAGGCUUGCAAAUCAGCCAGUAA
Molecule: messenger RNA, 738 nt
Organism: Linum tenue
Lineage: Eukaryota; Viridiplantae; Streptophyta; Magnoliopsida; Malpighiales; Linaceae
Source: the annotation of a GenBank genome assembly